Molecule: messenger RNA, 2084 nt
Organism: Helianthus annuus (common sunflower)
Lineage: Eukaryota; Viridiplantae; Streptophyta; Magnoliopsida; Asterales; Asteraceae
Product: probable galacturonosyltransferase 10
Exons: 2
Coding region: 325-1929 (534 amino acids)
Molecular function (GO): polygalacturonate 4-alpha-galacturonosyltransferase activity
Source: RefSeq, a predicted model, not a curated record
AAAAAAUGAAAGUUGACAAAACAUGAGGGACGAUUUCAGUAAUCCAAUCCAAAACUUGCAGUCAACUAGAUCUCUCUCGAUCUCCACCACUGCUCCAGAUUGCCUGCUUCCAUACAACCCUACCCCCAAUAAUCUCACACAACCAAACCCUUGAUCCCACCUUCACAAUCACACUCUCAAUUCCAAUCAAAUUGCUUCCAAAACCUCAAUCAAAUUGCUUCAGAAACCUCGAUCCGAUUCCAUACCAUCAUCCUUCAGUAGCGGCUGUAAUUCAUCUGUGCCUGAAUGUGAUUUUAGGGUUUAUAACUCUGUAUAUAUAACAUAAUGAGAAGACAACGGCCGGAGUUCAGGCGGCCGGUUCGGCGGCGGUUUUCGAAUGUGUUUUGGUUGACAUUAUGCGGAUUAGCGGUUUUGAUGUUGAUUGUUUUGUUGAGUCGAGAGAGUACUCAACCUAGAUCCAGAUCUGUUUUGUCUAAGAGUUCGUAUAGGCAUGAUAAAGCGAUGGAGGGGCUUAAUGUGACGGCUGAGAUGUUGAAUCCCGAUUCGAUUACAAGGCAGUUAAAUGAUCAAAUAUCGUUAGCGAAAGCGUUUGUUGUGAUCGCGAAAGAAAGCAACAACCUUCAAUUCGCAUGGGAGUUGAGCGCGCAGAUUCGCAACUCGCAGAUUCUUCUUUCGAAUGCUGCGUUAAGGCGAACCCCGUUAACGCUUAGAGAAUCGGAAACUGCUGUUCGAGACAUGGCGCUUUUACUUUUUCAAGCGCAACAGCUUCAUUACGAUAGCUCGACUAUGAUCAUGAGAUUAAAAGCCAGAAUCCAAGAUCUUGAAGAACAAAUGAGUUCUGUUACGGAUAAAAGCAACAAGUACGGACAGAUAGCUGCCGAAGAAGUCCCGAAAAGCCUGUACUGUCUCGGUGUACGUUUGACGACUGAAUGGUUUAAGAAACCGGAUUUACAGAAAAAGUUCUCGAGAAAUGCACAAAUCAGCAUGAAAUUAAAAGACAACGAUCUUUACCAUUUCUGUGUUUUCUCGGAUAACAUUCUUGCUACGUCGGUUGUGAUAAAUUCAACUGCGUCGAACUCGUUACACCCUGAUAGAUUAGUGUUCCAUCUUGUUACCGAUGAAGUGAACUACGCUGCGAUGAAAGCAUGGUUUACGAUGAACAGUUUUCGGGGGGUGACGGUUGAUGUUCAGAAAUUUGAAGAUUUCACAUGGUUAAACGCGUCUUACGUCCCGGUUCUUAAACAGUUACAAGAUUCCGAAACCCAGAGUUAUUACUUUUCUGGAAGUAACGAUGGUGGGAAAACUCCGAUUAAGUUUAGAAACCCGAAGUAUCUAUCGAUGUUGAACCAUUUACGGUUUUACAUUCCGGAAGUAUUUCCGUCACUGAAGAAGCUAGUGUUCCUUGACGAUGAUGUUGUCGUUCAAAAGGAUUUAUCGGGUCUUUUUGCUAUCGAUUUAAAAGGUAAUGUUAACGGUGCAGUGGAAACGUGUAUGGAGACGUUUCAUCGAUACCAUAAGUAUUUAAAUUAUUCUCACCCGUUAAUACGAUCGCAUUUCGAUCCCGAUGCUUGCGGGUGGGCUUUCGGGAUGAAUGUUUUCGAUCUGGUUGAGUGGAGAAAAAGGAAUGUUACCGGGAUUUACCAUUAUUGGCAAGAAAAGAACGUCGACCGGACGUUAUGGAAGCUUGGGACGCUGCCACCUGGACUUCUUACGUUUUAUGGGUUGACUGAGCCGUUAGAUCCUAGCUGGCAUGUGCUCGGUUUGGGAUAUACGAACGUUGAUCCGCAUGUGAUUGAAAAGGGAGCUGUGUUACACUUUAAUGGAAACUCGAAACCUUGGUUGAAGAUUGCAAUGGAAAAGUACAAGCCUUUAUGGGAGAAAUAUGUUGAUUAUAGUCAUCCUAUGUUGGAACGAUGUAAUUUUCACUGAUUUGUGCACGUGAGGUGGUGUUUUGUUUGAUAUUAAGGUUUGUGUUAUUUAGUUUAGUGUAACAUUUACUCUUGUAUACUGUAUGGGUCAUUUUGAUGUUACUUGUAUGGAGACGUUAAAUCUCUUUUUUGUUAUUAUUUUCAUUUUACAACCAA